Trametes versicolor FP-101664 SS1 is the source of this 1354-nucleotide messenger RNA. RefSeq lists its product as uncharacterized. The transcript has 4 exons. Lineage: Eukaryota; Fungi; Basidiomycota; Agaricomycetes; Polyporales; Polyporaceae. The coding region runs from base 55 to 1209 and encodes 384 amino acids. The record is from RefSeq and is a predicted model, not a curated record.
ACCAGCCCCUCCUUUGACUUAGCGUAGAUCGCCUGCUACUCUUACGACCCAGAUAUGAAGUUCUCCGCUCUCGCCGCCCUCUCCCUCGCCGCCGCUGUCUCGGCUGGCCCCACCUUCCAGCGCCGCGCCGCGUUCACGCUGCAGAAUGGCAAGGACGCCAUCGCCCUCAACGACAAGUUCAGCAAGUUGACGCCGGACUCUUCCUGCCAGACCGGCGAGGACGCGUGUGUUGACAACAAGUUCGCCCAGUGUGUCAGCGGCAAGUUUGUGCUUCAGCAGUGUGGUGGUGGUACGAUCUGUGCUGCCCUGCCCCUGGUCAACUCCGCCGGCACCAGCAUCACUUGCACGACCGCUGCUGACCGCGACGCGCGUAUCGCCGCGACUGGGGCGACUGCUGGAGCCGACACCGGCGCUGCCGCCUCUAGCUCCGCUGCCGCCACUAGCUCCGCUGUCAACAACGCUGCCAGUGGAAAUGCGGGCAACAGCGUAGCGACCUCCACCUCCGCUGCUGCUGCCGCCACAUCGUCUGCCGCCGCCGCCGCCGGUGGCGACAACAGCGACCCGCAGAAGUCGACCACCCUCGUCCAGUCCGUGAUUGCGACCGGGUUCCAGAACGACGGCCAGGACCAGCCCACGGCCGGCCAGGUCCCCUCCCUGACGUCGUCGAACAACUUCAUCAACUUCUGCGCGACGGUCCCGAACCUGCCCAUCACGAACGGCAAGCAGAUCCAGACGGGCUCGUGCAACCCCGCGCCGAUGGGCGUGAUCGCGUCCUCGGCGAACAUGCCGUCGAGCAAGUUCGUGAACCCGAAGAACGGCGCGACGAUCCCCGCGAACCAGAACUUCACGAUCCAGAUGGCGAUCUCGCACCUCGAGACGGGCCACUUCACGAACGCGCAGGAGAACUACUUCGCGGCGCCGCAGGUCGUGAACGGCGCGGGCGACGUCCAGGGCCACUCGCACGUCGUCGUCGAGGCGCUCACGUCGCUCGACCAGACGACCGUCACGGACCCGUCCAAGUUCGCGUUCUUCAAGGGCCUCAACGACCCCGCCAAGAACGGCGUCCUCUCGGUCGAGGUUGCUGGCGGUCUCCCCGCGGGAACCUACCGCGUCGCGUCCAUCAACGCUGCCGCCAACCACCAGCCGGUCCUCGUCGCCAUCGCGCAGCACGGCUCCCUGGAUGACAUGGCUUACUUCACCGUCGCUUAAGCGGUCCCUCACGACUUCUCGUAUCUGGCGUAUUUAUGGGGGAGUAAUUGGAAGUGAUAGGAUACCCUAGACUGGUGCUACUUCUGCCGUAUUCUGUAUCUGUAGACACUGGUAUUGUCACAAGAAUGUCGAUGUUCUCUACCAC